AGACUUCAACUCAUGGUAAACUCUUUACAGCCUUGAAAAAAAACAACUUACUCUGCUUAACUGAACACAACAAAUCUGGAUGUGCAUCCUAUAUUCUUAAUAUUGCCUUACAAGCCACAAACCAAGGUAAGGGACUUUUUAUUCAAGAUGAAAUUAAAGAUUCAAGCUUAUUUUUCAAGAUUUUAGAAGAUUGGUUGGGUGUUUCAGAUUGGAAAUGAGUUGCCAGAUUUGUCAAAUUUGGGGAGAGACUUGGAGGGAGUUUGAGUUUAGAUUUAAGAUGGGUUUUUUUGUUAUUUUGAGUGUUUUAAUGACUUCUUUUUUCUAUCUAAAAAAUUCAUUAAAGCCAAUUCCUAAUUAAUGAGCCAACAGUCUGUGACUUUAACACAAUCUUUUAACAACAGGAGAGGCUUUUCUGUGCUAAUAAGUCAAUCACCAGCUGUGGUAUCAAAUCAGAGCUAACUCCCAAAGUAAUUCAUCUUUCUUUGUCACUGACAGCUUCCAGUCAAAAUGAAAUUAGCCCUGCAAACUGUGAUCUGCUGCUGUGUUUUCACCACUGUCCUGCCACUGGUUGAAGGUGCAACAGAGGAACUCAACACCAGCUUGAAAAAAAGGUGAGCGGACUGAUCAGCAGGCACUGAGAGAACAUUGUGUUCACUUUCAGAAAAAAAAGCCUCAUGAUUUGUCCUUCAGGAUUCAAAUCAGGGGGCCACAUGGAGCUGAAUCUUCCAGUUGAAGACAGCAAGAAAUUAAAAUAUUCUAGUCAAGUCAUAGAUUGUCUCUAUAUUUUGGGGACAUCUUUAAGAGUAAAAUAUCUGCUUACUGUGAAAGCUCAUGUUAAAAACCAUAAAUACCAUGUUUGAUGGGGGGUCCCUGCUUAGGUUAGACUGAAAAGUUAUCAAGUUAUCGUCAGGGGGGACAUUCUAAGUGAAGGAAUAAAAUUGGCACUGUUUCCAAACUACCUCAAGCACGUCUUUAACAUGUCUGCACUGCUUUUAUUGCUAUUCAUGAUGAUUUAUGUGCAGAUAUUUAAGAACUAGUCGGAAGUUCUUCUCUGCCAAUAUAUGUCAAUCUCACAGAUUUACCGGUUGAAUAAUUCCUACUUACAGAUGCAAUGUAAAUAAAACCUGACAUAAAUGAGAAUACUGUAACUGAUCCAAUAUAAUCCCAACACCUGUUUGUAUUAAAAAAUAUACUAAUGAUGUGUUGUGUCCUGAUACCUUUAAGCUGCAGUAUCUUUUCAUUGUUUUAAAUCAAAGCCUCCGUUGUUCCCUUUUGUCAUCUGGCAGGUUAAAAGUUUGGCUGCACGGCCGCAUGAAGAGGGACCUGCGCGACAGCUUAUUGACAGCAGAUGAGCUGUGCGCUGAGAUCUUAAAUGGGCCACAGCAGGGUGACACUGAAAACAAUGUCUCACCUUCGCCAAGGUAAGAAUGAGAGCUACUCUUUUUUUUUAACUCUUACAGAUGUUGAACAUGUCUCAAAAGAGAACAGAUGGUAUGAAAUAAAGCAAAACCCCCCCUCAAGGAUGAAACUCAGGAUCGUGACAGCAGUAUGGUUAACCUUCUGACUAUCAGGCUUCCAGGGGAACUUCAGAGUGCCCAAGGGUGCUACAAAUACUCAUAUUUAAGCAGUUUAUGGUUCACUUAAAUCUUAAAUGAAAUGUUCAGCAUGUGGAGAAAUACAGGUGCUUUUAAGACUGUAGGUGACAGAGCAGUGGAUGAUAAUAACUCUGACUAAAACCCUGUCCACACAUAACAUAUUGCCAAGUCAGCUUUCAUAAACCUUGACGUAAGUCUUGAAAUGGAACCUGAACAUUUCCUUUUCUUUUGCAGCACUGGGCUAGAUAACAGACCCAGGAGGUCAGCAUCAUCCAAAUCAGCUGGCUGUGUCCUUAUCACGUGUUCAUACCACGACCUGCUCUACAAACUUCAUCAGCUUAACAGCAAGGUAACGGUCAGCGCUCCCAAGGAUAAGUUGGAUCCCACUGGCUAUGGACGGCGCCGUCGCUCACUGCUGGAUGGGGUUCAACUCGCCCUCAAGACAGGAAGAGAAAGGAGGGGUGCAACGGCUGGUCAUCGUGUCCACCGAUUUAGAAGCAAACGCACAGUGGCCUAAGACUGUAAUGGGAAGGCUAAGGCAAAAUCUUGUUGGGGUUACUUGCACACAGUAGAUGAAAUAAGUGAGAUUUUUAACUGCUACAUAUGCAGAAAAAAAGCUGCUGCAACUGACAGUCCAUCCGCAGAAGAUUUGCUCAGGUCACUCAUACUAAAAGCAAGAUACAAAGAUAUUGUUAAAGUGCAGGUUUGACUGGGUUUCAACCAGUGUGAGGUUUAUGGAUGAAAUCAAGUCCAACAUGUUUGGCUUGAUCAGAAAAUCUAUCAACUUCUUCUUCAGCUUCCAAAGUGAACUUGGCAGGUGACGUAGAAAAUGAUCCCUGAACGUCUUCUCUGACAUCCAUCAUGAACUGAGGAAGACUCGAGGCUUUAAAGAGGGCGGGUUUUUUCUAAAGGCACUGAUAUAACUGGAUCCCAAACUGCUGCAAGCAGGAGGAGCCUUUUAGGCGUGAACUGAAUGUGGUCAACUGCUUGUGACGUGAUUAUGAAGUGCAAUUUAUAUAGUAUGUACCGUGCUUACACAUAGUUAACAAUAUGUAACAAUUAUCUUGUAUGUAAGGGUAUAAAGCUUCCUUAUAUUUAACCAUAGGAUUAUAUUUUUAUACAGCCUGAAUACAUUUUUUUGGAUUUUAACUUCAAUGAAGUAUCUUAAAAUGUGUAAAUAAUCAUGCUAUCCUUUUUGUGUUGAACUAACUAUUUUAACAUGAUUGUAAUUAUUAUAGCCUCUGACAGUGAAUUGCAUUUAACAUGUUUACAGGUGUCUAUGUGCAUGGUUCGAGUAAUACAUGGUAACUUAAAAACAACUGAGUCAUCUUGUUUUUAGCUGGACUUGUUAUGUCCUAAAGUGAUGGAUGGUCUCUGUUUGGUAUGAAGGUGAAAGACCGUCGUACUAAUCGUAGUGUUGUGCUGCCACCUAGCUUCAGUUUUGGCUACAUGUAAGAAAAAGGCAGGCCAAACAUUUUCACAGUCAGUGCAGCUUUAACAAAGCACUUACAUAAGUUAUGAUAACUGUACUGUUUGAAAUAUUUAACUUUGAAAUGUAUCAUUUUUCAUAUUAAAUGAAUGUAAUAACUUUUUGUAUACUCACAAAUCAGAUGUAAUUACUUGACAUGGUAUUAUUAGUUGAUGUGAUUUAUGUGUUGCGCUCAACAUGGCAGAAAUGGUAGUGUUUUCAGCUGACUGUGAUGUCUUUGCUUUUGAAAUAAAUGAAUGUAUGAAAAUAAAAAGAACGUUAAGAUACUUUAUGAGUUUUUUUGACUAAUUAAAUAUCCUGUUUUUGAGCAUA
Xyrichtys novacula (pearly razorfish) is the source of this 3396-nucleotide messenger RNA. The record is from the annotation of a GenBank genome assembly. NCBI's taxonomy places the organism in Eukaryota, Metazoa, Chordata, Actinopteri, Labriformes, Labridae.